Molecule: messenger RNA, 1738 nt
Organism: Eupeodes corollae
Lineage: Eukaryota; Metazoa; Arthropoda; Insecta; Diptera; Syrphidae
Product: pancreatic triacylglycerol lipase
Exons: 6
Coding region: 136-1206 (356 amino acids)
Biological process (GO): lipid metabolic process
Molecular function (GO): lipase activity
Source: RefSeq, a predicted model, not a curated record
AUUAUAAGAACUUCUUGUCCUUUUUUCUAUUAAAGUUUUUUUUUCAAAUCAGUUCGAAUAUAAAUUGGUUUGAAAAUUUUAACACUUUCUCAGAGACGAUAGGAUUACACAACUCUAAAGUUUCGCAUUAAAAGAAUGGCGACUUUUCUUGUUUUUUAUUGGUUGAUAUUUUUAAUCGGUGGGCUUGUUUAUUCUCAAGACAUCGAACUAACCGAAGAAAACUAUGGCGAAGAUUGGAUUUAUAUGCCCAAUGGAGAUGGAGUUCCAGAAAUAGCAUACUUAGUCGAACCUCCCACACCCAGUCGGAAUACUGACACAAGCAAAACGGUCACGUUUGAACUGUAUCCGAGUGAGGAAGAAAAACCAAUAAUUGCACAAUUCUGGGUAGCUGCUGAUACUAUUAUUCGACGCAAACGAGACACUUGGACUGAAAUGGCUAAGAAAUUCAAUCCAGAGCUAGAUACUAAGAUUUUAGUACAUGGUUGGAAAUCAAGCUCACAGAGCAAUUCUAUUCAAUCGAUUAAGAACGGCUAUAGGAAGAAAGGAAGCUAUAAUAUUUUUGCAAUUAAUUGGCAGGAUCAAGCUAAUAGUAUUUACUACUUGGAACCAGCAAGAUAUACAGUUCAGGUGGGAAGAGCUAUUGCAAAGCUAAUAAAUUUAUUAGUUGAAGAGAAGGGAGCUCAACCGAGUAGGAUCCAUUUGCUUGGUCAUAGUCUUGGAGCACAUAUAAUGGGAUAUGCUGGCUCAUAUUCUCGGCAUAGAAUUGGCAGAAUAACAGGACUUGAUCCUGCACGGCCUGCAUUUGAGAACUGUAUUGGACCCGAGCAUCACUUGGAUCGUACCGAUGCAGAAUUCGUUGAUGUUAUUCAUAGCUGUGCUGGAGUUCUCGGCUACAAGGAACCCAUUGGGUUUGUUGAUUUCUAUCCAAAUGGAGGUGAUCCUCCACAGCCAGGAUGUGGACAAAUAUUUCAAGUUAUCACUGGAUGCAGCCAUGGUCGAUCUUAUGAGUACUUUGCUGAAUCAAUUAACACGGAAAAAGGAUUUUUUGCUAAGCCCUGUGAAUCCAUAGAUGCUGUUAAAAAUAAGACAUGUAAUGGUGACAGUAUACUUAUGGGAGAUAAGGUCCCAUUUGAAGCUCGUGGAAUUUACUAUCUCAAAACUAACGCAAUGAGAGACUUUGCAAUUGGAGAUAUUUGGGAUAUCUAAGUUAGUAAGAUAGUAGGUAAUUAUCCAGUGCUAUUAAAAUGUUUUUGAAAAACAAAUAAAAGGUCAAUCUCCUUCUAAAAAAAAGAUUUUAUUCAAAUAUAACAGCAUACAUUCAUUUUAUAUCAUUAAUUAUAAGAAUGUUUAAGCUUUCAGUUUUUGAUUUGAUUUCAGUUCAGACUUAACUUGUUUUCUUAAAAAGCUUUUAAAAAAUUUGAAUACGAAUUCUUAUCAAAAUUAUUUAAGAUCCAUCACGAAAACCCAUUAAUUUUAUAAACGUAUGCAAAUAUAUCCCAUUGUAAAAGUAAGAUAUUAUUUAGCACUCGAUAAUUACCACAAUUAAUAUUCAUACAUACAUUUACAUAUAUUAUAAUAUACAAUAAAAGUGCAAUAUGUUAAAAUAUUUUUGUGGAGUGCUGUAUAAAGUCGUAAACAAUUGGUAAGGUGCAUGCGGUGAUAUCUGCAGAAUAUAACAAAGGAGCACAAUAGUUAUUUAUUUCUUAAUUUAUUCUCAAGUGCAGUUCUUUGAUAGCGA